AUGCCGCCGCGCCGCCGGGGAGUUUCGGGCUACCGCGGCGACCGCGCGCGCCCCUCCGGCUCCUUCUCUGCCGACAUCCGGUCCGGCGACAUGCGCCUCGGCCUCGGCACCUUCGAGACCGCCAACGAGGCCGCCCGCACGUACGACGCGGCGACGUGGCGCCUCCGGCGGCCUCGUAGGGACAUGAACUUCCCGGAGGUGCCGACGCGGGAGCUGGCGUGGGAGCUCGCACCUCCCCGCGACUCAUCACCGACGAGGAUCAGCGUCGUCCUGGAGCAGCUAGGUGAAGCAUGGUCCUGGGAUACGCGGAAGCGACCGCUCAAUUUAACAUCGACCUAG
Molecule: messenger RNA, 339 nt
Organism: Aegilops tauschii subsp. strangulata
Lineage: Eukaryota; Viridiplantae; Streptophyta; Magnoliopsida; Poales; Poaceae
Product: ethylene-responsive transcription factor ERF098-like
Biological process (GO): regulation of DNA-templated transcription
Molecular function (GO): DNA-binding transcription factor activity; DNA binding
Source: RefSeq, a predicted model, not a curated record